This is a messenger RNA of Orycteropus afer afer, 1838 nucleotides long. NCBI's taxonomy places the organism in Eukaryota, Metazoa, Chordata, Mammalia, Tubulidentata, Orycteropodidae. The record is from RefSeq and is a predicted model, not a curated record.
CCGCCCGCCGCGGUCCCGGCACCUGCCAACUCCCGGCAGCCGCGCACCCGAAAGAGCCGGUCGCGAAGCGACGCGGCUACAACCCGCCCAGCAAUGGACAGGAAGGUGGCCCGGGAAUUCCGGCACAAGGUGGAUUUUCUGAUUGAAAAUGAUGCCGAGAAGGACUAUCUCUAUGACGUGCUGCGAAUGUACCAUCAGACCAUGGAUGUGGCUGUGCUGGUGGGAGACCUGAAGCUGGUCAUAAAUGAGCCCAGCCGCCUGCCACUGUUUGAUGCUAUCCGGCCCCUGAUCCCGCUGAAGCACCAGGUGGAGUAUGACCAGCUAACGCCCCGACGCUCCAGAAAGCUGAAGGAGGUGCGUCUGGACCGUCUGCACCCUGAAGGUCUUGGCCUCAGUGUCCGUGGCGGCCUCGAGUUUGGCUGUGGUCUCUUCAUCUCCCACCUCAUCAAAGGCGGUCAGGCAGACAACAUCGGACUCCAGGUAGGGGAUGAGAUUGUUCGGAUCAAUGGAUAUUCUAUCUCCUCCUGCACCCACGAGGAAGUCAUCAAUCUCAUCCGCACCAAGAAGACUGUGUCCAUCAAAGUGAGACAUAUAGGCAUGAUCCCAGUGAAGAGUUCUCCUGACGAGACCCUCAAAUGGCAGUAUGUGGAUCAAUUUGUGUCAGAAUCCGGGGGUGGGCAGGGGACCCUGGGCUCCCUUGGGAGUCGGGAAAACAAGGAGAAGAAGAUCUUCAUCAGCCUGGUGGGUUCCCGGGGCCUUGGCUGCAGCAUUUCCAGCGGCCCCAUCCAGAAACCUGGCAUCUUCAUCAGCCACGUAAAGCCUGGCUCCCUGUCUGCUGAGGUUGGGUUGGAGACAGGGGACCAGAUUGUCGAAGUCAAUGGCAUCGACUUCUCCAACCUGGACCAUAAGGAGGCUGUGAAUGUACUGAAGAGUAGCCGCAGUCUGACCAUUUCCAUCGUAGCUGGAGCUGGUCGGGAGCUGUUCAUGACUGACCAGGAACGGCUGGCAGAGGUGCGGCAACGCGAACUACAGCGGCAGGAACUUUUGAUGCAGAAGAAGCUGGCGAUGGAGUCCAACAAGAUCCUCCAGGAACAGCAGGAGAUGGAGCGGCAAAGGAAAAAGGAAAUUGCCCAGAAGGCAGCAGAGGAAAAUGAGAGAUACCGGAAGGAGAUGGAACAGAUUGUGGAGGAUGAAGAGAAGUUUCGAAAGCAGUGGGAAGAAGACUGGGGCUCAAAGCAACAGCUGCUUUCGCCCAAAACUAUCACCGCCGAGGUGCACCCAAUACCUCUUCGCAAGCCAAAGUAUGAUCUGGCAGUGGAGUCCGAGCUCGAGCCUGCAGACGACCCAGACGGAGGCCCAGAGGAGCAGAGAGAGCAGGAUUUCCGGAAAUAUGAGGAAAGCUUUGAUCCCUACUCAAUGUUCACUCCAGAGCAGAUCAUAGGGAAAGAUGUCCGGCUCCUACGCAUUAAGAAGGAGGGAUCCUUAGACUUGGCCCUGGAAGGUGGUGUGGACUCCCCUAUCGGGAAGGUGGUUGUCUCAGCUGUUUAUGAGGGAGGAGCUGCUGAGCGGCAUGGUGGCAUUGUGAAAGGUGACGAGAUCAUGGCAAUCAAUGGCAAGAUCGUGACUGACUAUACGCUGGCCGAGGCUGAGGCUGCCCUGCAGAAGGCCUGGAGUCAGGGAGGGGACUGGAUUGACCUGGUUGUUGCCGUCUGUCCUCCCAAGGAGUAUGACGAUGAGCUGACCUUCUUCUGAAGUCUAGAGGGAGAAACUAAUUUCACCCUAGAAGACGAUAAGCUCUGGACCCACCCACCUGGACACAAAACCAGGGACCAGCCAUG